AUGGCAGACAGCUGUCGUCCCGGAACCCCCACGGCUGUUCCAGCGGUGCCCACCAUCUCUACAUGCUCUAAUGGUGGCUGCCUUAGAAAUACCAUCCAUUUGCCCAGUUCCUGCCAGAGCAGGACGUGGCAAUUGGUUACACACCAAGAAAACCGUCCAACACCCGACAGUGCCCCAGUUAUCUCUGAACCCGUUUCUUGCCUAGCAACGUGCUUUCCAGAAACUCCCUGUGUGGGUUUUAUUUGCCGGCCCAUAGGUUCGCACACAGCGGGCUGUGCAUCCGGCCCCCGUGGGACUCCUCAAUCUGCUGCCUCACGCCAGCCCUCCUGUCUGGAAUCUGCUUCUCGUCACACGAUGUGCUGUGAGAACAGCUCCUCCGGCCAGAGCUCCGGCCAGGGAUCUGCCUGCCCAUCGGCGCCAUGCCUGACAGCACGUGACCCACCAGCUUCCUGUGAUGAUGGAUCCUGCCAGCCAUCCUGCUCUGAAGUAACAUCCUGUGCUCAGACUCCGUGUCUACCAUCCAGCUGUGAGACUGGCUCGUGCCAACCAACCUGCUACCAAGGAGGGCCAUGUCAACCCCCCAAAGGUGAAGGUCAGCCAUGCCAGUCAGUUUAUUACCAACCCAUCUGCUAUGUUCUUAAGUCCUGCCAGUCAGCUCCCUGCAUGCCUGUCUCCUGCCAGCCGGUAACAUGUAUGUGUUCUUGCGGUCAAACUUGCUGUGUGCCCUCCCCUUGCCAGUUACUUCACUGUCAACCAGCACCUUUAAUCUCCUUCAUCUGCCAGCCAGCGGCUCCCUGCCAGUUCCCCUGUUUUGCAAAGAGCAGCAGCAAAUCAGGCUCAUGUGUUAUGAUUUCUGGCCAAUCGAUUUGUGGCGAACCCACUCCCAGUCAGAGUGGCUGCGAAUCUCUUUCCUGCCAUCCCCCUUGCUGUGUGACUGGUGUAGGUAAACCUUCCAGCAGUGGCUGCUGUCCACCAACCUCUCCAGACAUGUGCCAAGCGGGCACCUGUGGGCCCACUUCUUGA
Rattus rattus (black rat) is the source of this 1023-nucleotide messenger RNA. RefSeq names its product keratin associated like protein 29-1 (gene Krtap29-1). Bases 1 to 1023 code for a protein of 340 amino acids. NCBI's taxonomy places the organism in Eukaryota, Metazoa, Chordata, Mammalia, Rodentia, Muridae. The record is from RefSeq and is a predicted model, not a curated record. The transcript has a single exon.